CUCUCCCUCUCUCUCCUUUUUCCAGCCAGAGCCGUCGGCGGGUCGAGCUGCACGCCGUCACUCACUGGUCCUUCGUCCGCAGUCUGGUGCUGUGGUCAUCGGCGCACUUCUGCCAGGAAUGUUUUAGAGUCGGAUACGGAGAGGUGGGCAACCUCUAGUGCCGGAGGUGGAGGGCACAGAGACGCCAAACAACUCUUAACUCGCCGAAAUCUUCUUCGCAUUGUCAGAGCCGUGCUCGGAGAAUAUCCCUGUUCUCUAAUAAUUUCCUCUUUUCUUCACAAGGAGGAAGUGGGUUCGGCUCGGCUCGCCGAACCAGGCUUCGCGGGAUUCCUCCAGCACGCGGAAAACUCGUCAAACUGCUUCACAAUUGUUGCUCCAAAUGCCGACAUUCGCCUGAAUUAUAAUAAGAAAAAAUUCAAUUAAGAAGUGUAGGUCUAAAAGCAGCAACACGAGAAAAAGCAGCUGAACUGAUCUUUUUUUUCUCGUCCAGCUGCAUUUAAUGACGAUAUUUUCCGUCUCUGAGCAAUGCCACACUUUAGUUAAGCGGACGGGUUGUUUUUAAAGAAAAACCACCAAAGAACAUCGCAGACACGCUUAAUCUUUUUUUUCCGCAAAAAUGCUGCAAGAAAGCUGAAAGAUUUUCCACGGAUUUUCUCUCUCCGAAGAAAGUUCCUGUUGUACCGAGAUUUUAUUGCGGGCUGUUUUUUUUUUUUUUUCUCUUCGCUUUUCGCUGUUAUUUCUACAAAUUACUAAGAGUCUAAGACAGGAGAAGCUGCCUACACUACUCUCUGUGACUGAUCUAGACGGGAUUCCUGUAUUAACACAGAGAGAGAGCUGCGUGGAUUAAUAUAAUUUAAAAAAGAAAGGAAAAGACAAGCGCGCGCGAGCGACACACACGAUCCGUAGGAGAGGCGCAAGACACUGUCCGUGUUUGUCUCCUGCUGCUCCCGUGUGCCGCGCGCUCAUACCUUGAAAUCCGCAUCCAUCUUCAGCACAGUAAGAUAUUUGAAACUGAGGAGAUGCUGAAGAUACGUCCCAUCUUUUGGUAGGGCUUGCUGCUGCCACUGUACAAUGCACUUUAUGACUUUACUUUAAACUUUUACUCUGGAAAUCCUACCACAGCUUAUCUUUGCUAUUGUACCUUACAGCAAGAGUAUUUUUAAUGAAUGAAUGAGUGAAUGAAUUAAUUCCUUCAUUCAUUAAUCAAUCGGUCAAUUAAGCAGCCACCCUCAGUUGCAGUUCCAGUUCUUGUAGGAAAUAACACUGAGAAGUGUCAGCCUUUUAGAAGAAGAAAGGUUCAUAUGAAGCUUUUCUCAGGCACUCUACAAAAGAAGUGGAACUCUUGACUGUUAUCACUAUUUGCGCUUUUCAAUUGUAAAUAAUACUACUACGCUAUAACUGAGCACAAGGGACUCUCCAGAAGAGCGACCUAUCCAAGAUGGCCAACAACACUGCAGACCACCUGCCAGGGAACUCGGUCUCAGAGGGCAACCAUGACACCGACUUUGGCUGCACUGUGAUGGAGCUCCGGCAGCUGAUGGAGCUUAGGGGAAGUGAAGCCGUCAACAAGAUUGGGAGCAGCUAUGGAGAUGUGCAAGGCCUAUGCCGCAGGCUGAAGACUUCCCCCAUUGAGGGUCUCUCCGGCAACCCAGCUGACCUUGAUAAGCGCCACACAGCAUUUGGGAAGAACUUCAUUCCCCCAAAGAAGGCCAAGACCUUCUUGCAGCUUGUUUGGGAGGCACUGCAGGAUGUCACACUCAUUAUCCUAGAGAUUGCUGCAAUCAUUUCUCUAGGUCUUUCCUUCUAUCACCCACCGGGUGGUGGCAACGAGUCGUGUGGCCAUGCAUCUGGGGGCGUGGAGGAUGAAGGUGAGGCCCAGGCAGGCUGGAUCGAGGGGGCAGCCAUCCUCUUCUCGGUCAUCAUUGUGGUAUUGGUGACAGCAUUCAAUGACUGGAGCAAGGAGAAGCAAUUCCGUGGGCUGCAGAGCCGCAUUGAGCAGGAGCAAAAGUUUACGGUCAUCCGUAAGGGCCAGGUCAUCCAGAUUCCCGUGGCAGAGAUUGUGGUCGGGGACAUCGCCCAAAUCAAAUAUGGUGACCUGCUGCCAGCGGAUGGCGUACUCAUCCAGGGGAACGACCUCAAGAUUGACGAGAGCUCGCUUACCGGGGAAUCUGACCAGGUCAGGAAGUCCCUGGACAAGGACCCCAUGCUGCUGUCUGGUACUCAUGUGAUGGAAGGGUCCGGAAGGAUGGUGGUAACUGCUGUCGGCCUCAACUCUCAGACUGGAAUCAUCUUUACUCUACUUGGUGCUGGCAGUGAGGACGAAGAGAAGAAAGUGAAGAAAGGUAAAAAACAAGGAGCCCCAGAAAAUCGCAACAAAGCAAAAACCCAGGAUGGCAUUGCUCUGGAAAUCCAGCCACUGAAGAGUGAGGAGGGUGGUGAGUUGGAGGACAAGGAGGAGAAGGAGGAGAAGGAGAUCCGCAAGGUCAAUGUGACCAAGAAGGAGAAGUCGGUCCUACAGGGCAAACUUACCAGGCUAGCUGUGCAAAUUGGGAAGGCGGGCCUAAUCAUGUCUGCUGUGACUGUCAUCAUCCUCAUCCUGUACUUUGUCGUCGACACCUUUGGUAUCCAGAGGAGAGCCUGGCUAAAAGAGUGCACCCCUAUUUACAUGCAGUACUUUGUCAAGUUCUUCAUUAUUGGUGUAACUGUACUGGUGGUGGCUGUUCCUGAGGGGCUGCCCCUUGCCGUCACAAUCUCACUGGCUUACUCGGUCAAGAAAAUGAUGAAGGACAACAACCUGGUGCGCCACCUGGAUGCCUGCGAGACCAUGGGCAAUGCCACAGCCAUUUGUUCUGACAAGACAGGCACGCUGACCAUGAACCGAAUGACAGUGGUUCAGGCCUACAUUGGCGACACACACUACCGCACAUUGCCUGAAGCAGAUAUCCUGCGGCCAGAGACGCUGGAGCUUUUGGUUAACAGUAUUGCAAUCAACUCAGCCUAUACCACCAAGAUCCUGCCUCCAGAGAAGGAAGGCGGGCUGCCUCGCCAUGUGGGAAACAAGACGGAGUGUGCUCUGCUGGGCCUGGUGCUGGACCUGAAACGGGAUUACCAGGCAGUGCGAGAUGAGGUGCCUGAGGAAAAGCUCUACAAGGUGUACACCUUCAACUCCUCACGCAAGAGUAUGAGCACAGUGUUGAAGAACCCCGACAAUUCUGGUUACCGCAUGUACAGCAAAGGAGCCUCUGAGAUCAUCUUACGCAAGUGCUCCCGCAUCCUGGAUGCCUCUGGCCAGCCUAGGGUUUUCAAACCCAAGGACCGUGAUGAGAUGGUGCGCAAGGUGAUUGAGCCCAUGGCCUGUGAUGGCCUGCGCACUAUAUGUGUGGCCUACAGGGACUUCACCGGUGACACUGAACCCAGUUGGGAUAAUGAGAAUGAGAUCCUGACUGACCUGACCUGCAUCGCUGUAGUUGGCAUCGAAGACCCUGUGCGACCAGAGGUACCUGAGGCCAUCUCAAAGUGUCAGAGAGCUGGGAUCACAGUGCGCAUGGUGACCGGGGAUAACAUCAACACAGCCCGUGCCAUUGCCACCAAGUGUGGCAUCCUGCUGCCUGGGGAGGACUUCCUGUGUCUGGAGGGUAAAGAGUUCAAUCGGCAGAUUCGAAAUGACAAAGGAGAGGUGGAGCAGGAACGUCUGGACAAGGUGUGGCCCAAGCUGAGGGUCCUGGCUCGCUCAUCCCCAACAGACAAGCAUACACUGGUGAAAGGAAUCAUCGACAGCACAGUUGGGGAAACGAGACAGGUGGUGGCUGUUACAGGAGACGGGACCAAUGAUGGCCCUGCCCUGAAAAAGGCCGAUGUCGGAUUCGCAAUGGGCAUUGCUGGCACUGAUGUGGCAAAGGAGGCUUCUGACAUCAUACUGACAGAUGACAACUUCACCAGUAUUGUCAAAGCAGUCAUGUGGGGGCGUAAUGUUUACGAUAGCAUCUCGAAGUUCCUGCAGUUUCAGCUGACGGUCAACGUGGUGGCAGUCAUCGUUGCUUUCACUGGUGCCUGCAUCACCCAGGACUCCCCACUGAAGGCUGUGCAGAUGCUUUGGGUGAACUUGAUCAUGGACACCCUGGCUUCCCUUGCUCUGGCCACAGAGCCACCCACGGAAUCACUGUUGCUUAGGAAGCCUUAUGGACGUGACAAGCCACUCAUCUCUCGCACCAUGAUGAAGAACAUUCUGGGCCACGCUGUCUUCCAGCUUACUAUCAUCUUCACCUUGCUCUUUGCUGGAGAGAAGUUCUUUGACAUUGAAAGCGGACGAAAUGCCCCCCUUCAUUCCCCACCCUCUGAACACUACACCAUCGUCUUCAACGUCUUUGUCAUGAUGCAGCUCUUCAACGAGGUCAAUGCCCGCAAGAUCCACGGCGAGAGGAACGUCUUUGAAGGCAUUUACCGCAACCCAAUUUUCUGCAGCGUUGUCCUAGGAACAUUUUUUCUUCAGAUCAUCAUUGUGCAGUUUGGUGGGAAGCCAUUCUCAUGCACUGCCCUGACCAUCGACCAAUGGCUCUGGUGUAUCUUCAUUGGUGUGGGAGAGCUGCUUUGGGGUCAGCUGAUCUCUGCCAUACCCACACACCGACUGAAGUUCCUGAAGGAGGCUGGCCAUGGCAUCACCAAGGAAGAGAUCCACGAGGAGGAGUUCACUGAGGGUACAGAUGAGAUCGACCAUGCCGAGAUGGAGCUGCGCCGCGGCCAGAUCCUCUGGUUCCGUGGCCUCAACCGCAUCCAGACUCAGAUGGACGUGGUUUAUACAUUCCAGACGGGCCAGACUGCAAUGGCCGGAGCCCUGCGCCGGCAGCCCUCCGUGGUCAGCCAGCACAACGACGCAAAAACCGUUUCUAGCCCCACCCAUGUGGGGAUUUCCUCUUCCUCGCUGUCUGCCAACUCUGCCACAGCUGCUGUGCCAGCCUCCGCCUCCGCUUCCUCUUCCACUGCAGGCAAUUAAAGUGGUUAAUGCUUUCCGUAGCUCCCUUUACGAGGGUCUAGAGAAACCAGAGUCGAGAAGCUCCAUCCAUAACUUCAUGUCCCAUCCUGAGUUUGUCCCCCUGUCUGAGGAAGAGGUCAGGAUUCCCCCACUUGAGGAGAGCAGCGCAGAAGCCGAGACACACCCUGCCUCCUCUAACGAAGAACAAAUCCCUGACCUCUAGCUGCUUCUGCCACCUUCCGGGACCAUUCAUCCUCCAACAUCACUACUAGGGAUCUUCUGUGCAACUCCCCCGACUCCGCUUCCUCAGCCAGGACGCUUGGUCUGAUGACCCUUCUAGUGGACUAGCGGACGUUCCGACACAAUCUGCAGCGUGUGGCACCUCCUGGUGUGUAUGUACUGUAAGUACUGGUGACUACAUGACACACAUGAUGCACAUUAAAAAGGUGGGUGUAGCAUCACUGGUUAAUCCUCCCCUCCACAAUACAGAUUGCUGCCUUUCCCUGUCAAUCUUCACAUUUCUCAUUUUAUCUAUUUAUUUUUGUUUCCAGACUUGUGGUUUCUCCUGAAUUUCUUGUUUUCUACACACAUUUUACUGCCUAUGGUCAACAUACUUUUGAAAAUAUUUUUGUACUUGCAUAUAUACUGUAUACAUACAUAAACAUAGAGAACAGGUUGUGUGUAUGUAUGUGUAUGUACAGUAUAUAUUGUGCAAACGUAUAAUUAAUAUACUUGUGCUAGUAUAUUAACGAAAAACCUUCAAUAAGUAUGUUUAUCAUUUAAAAACCUGAACAUCUGAGACAUGAAAUUAUACCCUGCAAGCUGCAUUUCUGCCUGUAACAUUUACCUCCUUAGAUUUCACUUUUCUUUCUUUUCCCAUUGAGUUUUGUUCAGAGGCAUCUGUGUUUUUUAAGGACAGACAUGGGGAUGUUUAUUAUUUGAGUGAACUGUUAAUGACACUGAAGUGCAAAAAAAGUAUAUAUCCAACAUACUGUAUGUGUUUAUGUGUGUGUAAAGAAAUGCCUAUGCUUAUAACUGUAACAUGUGCAAGAGUGAUCACAUUGUGUAAGAUGAGGCUGAGUGGUGUGAAAGCCACAGAAGCAGGAUGAGGAGUGUCUGCCACCACCCCAUACACUUGGCAUGGAGAUUCUGGUGUUUCACACGGUAGUAAGCGGAGUGCAGCAACAGUUCCUCGAGAUGAACAGAAGUCAUCACACCCGGAGAUGAUGCUCCAUGGUACGAUCCACUCUGCGUACAUUUCGCUAUCAUUCCCAUGCUUGAUCUCAAAAAGGCAAAAUUUGAAACAAAGGGGUAAGGAAAGGUGGGCUGAUGUGUACUAUGUUUGGGGAAAGGAGAAAAUCAGUAAACCAGGACUUUCUUCUGGCUUUCUCAGAAAGUGUGGAGAAAAUGUCUACUUUCAGAAACUGUUUGAAGGAAAACAAAGGAUCCCACAUAGCAUAUUUUUGUUUUCAGUCACUGAUGAAGUGCUACAGAUUCCUCUGUCUGUUAUUCACCUUGCUCCUGUGUACAUUAGAGAGGCACAGGAACUGCACCACAUCACUGCUGUCACCAGUAAAUUCCAUCAGGACUUGGUAUUGAAACCCGAUAUUUCUCCCGUGAGCAUCAUGAUAUCGUAUAGCACGUCUGUGCAUGUUUCAGUGUAAAAAUAAAUCAGUGACAAAGGCAAAUAUGCAACACAAGUCAUUUGUUCGGUCAAGUUAUUGCUCUUUUGGUCAAAUGUAAACGCGGUGUAGAAAAUGCUCUGGACUGCUGGUUAUGUGAGACUGUAACUAGAGGACAUUUUCUUCUCAUUUCCAAUACCUGCAGUACUGCCACGUUCAAACCUUACUUUCAUAUCUAGGCUGAGGAUAGUUGUCAAAGUAAAGUUUUCUACUCUACUACUUAAUCACAGCCAUAUUUUAUAGGUUGUUUAUUUUCUAUCCCAUUGUGUGUUGUUCUUUCCUGCAAGUGGUGUUCCCCGCCAACCGAAACGAGUACAGUAAAGUUUCACUGCCCACAAAUGGACCACUCUGCUGUUCACUGAACAUGAUGAAACUCAGUGCUGGACUUCCCUGGUCUGCUGAUGAUAGGAUUUUCUCUCUGUGUUCUUUUAUUCCUUGGUUACUGAACUGUAAUAUGUAAUUAUUGCAAAGCCUAUUGCAUGGAUUUCAUAUAGGAAACUAACUCAAUGUUUUCUUUUUUUAACAAUUCUUCUGUAUUUUUAUAUUUACAACUUUUUAAUAUUCUAUAUAUCCAUAUAAAUAUAUAUAUAUAUAUAAAUAUAUUGCAUAAACAGAAGAUCUAGGCAUCAUUAGACAAAUUAGAGAAAUACGUAAAGAAGUAAUUUUGCAUUAUAUGUGUAUGUAUAUUACAAUAUGUCAUGUUUUUAAAUUGUUCUUGGCCAUUGAAACUGGCUGAAAAAA
Messenger RNA from Scleropages formosus (Asian bonytongue), 7392 nucleotides. It is a transcript of the gene atp2b4, whose product is annotated as ATPase plasma membrane Ca2+ transporting 4. Bases 1439 to 4990 code for a protein of 1183 amino acids. Gene Ontology annotation, biological process: calcium ion transmembrane transport; regulation of cytosolic calcium ion concentration. The transcript is spliced from 22 exons. The record is from RefSeq and is a predicted model, not a curated record. Gene Ontology annotation, molecular function: P-type calcium transporter activity; ATP hydrolysis activity; PDZ domain binding. Gene Ontology annotation, cellular component: intracellular membrane-bounded organelle; plasma membrane. Lineage: Eukaryota; Metazoa; Chordata; Actinopteri; Osteoglossiformes; Osteoglossidae.